Messenger RNA from Linum tenue, 1781 nucleotides. The record is from the annotation of a GenBank genome assembly. NCBI's taxonomy places the organism in Eukaryota, Viridiplantae, Streptophyta, Magnoliopsida, Malpighiales, Linaceae.
AUGCAGCAGCAGCCAUUCUCUUACACUGCAGGCAUCUCCAAUGAAGCCAAAGAGUCUUCUUCUUCUUCUUCCAUUUCUGUCUGCUCACUGGGGCAAUCUGUCUCCUUUGGGAGGUUCACUUCAGAGUCUUUGUCAUGGGAGAAAUGGUCGACUUUCUCUAGCAACAAGUAUGUCGAAGAAGCUGAGAAAUUCUCCCGCCCUGGCUCGGUGGCUGAGAAGAAAGCCUUCUUCGAGGCUCAUUACCGCAAUCUCGCUGCUCGAAAGGCCGCCGCAGAAGCUGCCGCUGCUGCAGAAGCAGCUGCAGCGUUGCUUGAGCAGGGGAAUGGUGGGGAAAUGGAGGAAUCAGAACCAAAUGAGUCCAAUGAUUCUGAACCAGUUAAGGCCGAUGAAGGUAGAGAGCAGAUGGAGAGGCCAUUGUUGAAGGCAAUGAGAACAAAGUCAAAAGGUUCCGCACGGAAGUCGAAUGAAUCUGAACCAGUUAAGGGCAGUGAUGGUAGAAAGCAAAUGGAGGAGCCAUUGUUGAAGGUAACCAGAACAAAGUCAAAAGGUUCUGCACGGAGCUCCAGUAAAUGUGAACCAAGUGAUUCUGACUCGUUCACCAAGAAGAAGCCUGCAGUUUCUUUCUCAAGCAACUUGGUUGUAAGAAGAAAAGUUCCAGCAGCCAGAAAUGAAAGCUUGACUGCUACUACUACUCCAGUCAACAAGAGAUCGUCGACACCAAAAUCGAGUCAGAAUAAGGCCAUCAACUUCACUCCUGUGAGAGAGAUCAAUAGAAUAACUUCCACCGUCAUCAGGAAGAUUGAUUGUUCUAGAGCCGUUUCGAGUAAGCCUACGAUGGCUAAAGAUUAUAGCUCAUUAGUUUCAACUCCAUUCAGAACUCCAUCUAGAGAAGAAUCUAAGAAUCACCCAGAAACAACAACCCCACUGUCAGAAUUCUGGGCAAGAACACCUCUUCAUCCAUCAGCAGCAGCAUCAGCCUCUGGAAGCAAGGCAGUUAGGCCAAGAUGGCAUUUCCUACCUACAGAUUGCUCGAAGUUUAUGAGUGGCAGCAGAAACAAAUCCCAGCAGUCACCAUGCUUUCCUACGCCUUUCAGCUUGAGAACAGAAGAAAGAGCUGCAAGACGAAAAGGGAAGCUGGAAGAGAAGUUCAAUGCUAACCAAGCUCAAAAGGUUCAGUCACAAGCAACAGUCAAGGAGAAGGCAGAAACAGAAAUGAAAAAGCUGAGGAAGAGCCUUUGCUUCAAGGCCAGGCCAUUGCCAGGGUUCUAUAAGCAAAGAGUAACACCAAAGAACCAGAUGGACAAGGCUCCACUGACACAUCCUUCUCCAUCACAAGAACCAGAGACUUCAACUGCAAAAAUGGUGAACAAUACUAGUAAUAUUCCACAGAUUGUUCAGAGAAGUUCAAGCAAGAACAGUGGCAGAAAUGUGAAGAAGAACGACGACAGCUGCAACAAUCCACGGUGCCUACGUGCGGGACUGAGAGCAACUGCUGCGGAGAAUAGUUGUCCAAAUAUCCAGCAACAAGCAACCUGAAGAUUGCUAGAUGCAAGUUCUUUCGUGGGGGGUGAGAUCUUGUGAAGCAGGCUUCACAGUAUAGAACAGUACCACUGUCCACAGAGAGGGCCAAGCUGACCUUGGUCUGUCAUUAACGGUUAACCAUUGACCCAUUUUCUUUAAUCUUCCUUUAUAUUCUUCAUAGAAUGAGCUGAUUAGUUCUUGUAUGUUUUGAACCAUGUCAUGGUUGAGCUUCUGAAAUCUGAAUGACUAAUGUUGAUCCA